GUUGUUGGCGUUCUAACAGCACGUGGCGGCGUCUCGGCUGUCUGCUUUGCACGUGGGAAAUAAAUGGGCCUUUCCAGUCCAACUUUAACUUAGCAUCUUGAUAGUUACUUUUCGUUUUCAUCCUUCUUUAUAAACCCUGGCGAGUUUGCGACAAAUGUUAGAUCUGGUUGUCUUAUUAUUCACUAGGGGCAUUGGGUCUGGGUCUGCAGAUCGCUCCGCCUUUUGCUCGUCCUUCUCAGAUUCACUGUUUCCCAGUGACUCACAACUUUGUGUCGAGAAAAAUGGCGGCUAUGGCACGGCUUCACUUUUCGGCAAAACCCAAGGAGAGCAGCGUGCCACUGCCGAGAGUAAACCGCCGGGAAAGCUAUCUGACGGUUUCUGUGUCGCUCCCUCGAAGUGGAUCUGCAUGUUCACUCCACACCAACCUCUCCAGCCCUUCUUCUCCAUCAAGCUUCCAGCUUUCAUGCGCCGGAGGUGGUGGAAAUGGGGGUUUCCCGGGAAAUGGCGGUGGAAACGGCGGGGACAGUGGAAGAUGGGACAACCAUGGAGAUUCUGGAGGGUCUUCAUGGGGGCUGUUCGGCUUCUUCAUCGAAGGGUGGCGAUCACGAGUGCCUGCCGAUCCUCAGUUCCCUUUCAAGGUUCUAAUGGAGGAGCUGGUGGGCGUUAGUGCUUGUGUCCUCGGUGAUAUGGCAUCUCGCCCGAACUUUGGCCUCAACGAGCUGGACUUUGUGUUCUCAACCCUCGUCGUGGGCUCCAUUAUGAACUUUACCCUGAUGUACCUUUUGGCUCCAACGGCGUCGGUAUCCGCAGCCUCCCAAGCGCUGCCUGGAAUCUUUGCAAGCUGCCCCACCAGCCACAUGUUUGAACCGGGCAAUUUCAGCCUUGUCAACCGCUUUGGCACCUUGGUUUACAAAGGGGUGGUGUUUGCAGCGGUGGGGAUGGCUGCUGGUCUGGUUGGGACUGCCCUCUCAAAUGGGUUGAUCAUGAUGAGGAAGAAAAUGGACCCCAACUUUGAGACGCCUAACAAGGCACCCCCGCCGCUGCUGAACGCCAUGACGUGGGCCGUUCACAUGGGCGCCAGCAGCAACCUGAGGUACCAGACUUUGAACGGAGUUGAGUUUGUGCUGGCGAAGGGUCUACCGCCUGUGGUGUUCAAGACGUCUGUGGUGGUUCUAAGGUGUUUGAACAAUGUUCUUGGAGGCAUGUCUUUUGUUGUUUUGGCCAGGUUGACAGGAUCCCAGGCCGUGGAGGAGAAGAGCAAGGUUACUCAGAUGGCUGAGAAGGAGAGAUUGCUCGAGGGGAGCCAGCACAAUUGAUCCCAAUUGUUAUCCACUCCUCUGGCUCCCUGUGUCAGUCUUUAAUCUAUGUUUUCCUUGUUCAUACCUAUCCUGAGACUGGUUUUGCAUCUGAUGUGUGAUCGAGAGCUUUCAGUUCAAUAAUACAUACAUGAACAAAGGCACUGCCCUGUCAUUGCUCC
Messenger RNA from Tarenaya hassleriana, 1477 nucleotides. Its product is annotated as protein RETICULATA-RELATED 3, chloroplastic. The transcript has 2 exons. Lineage: Eukaryota; Viridiplantae; Streptophyta; Magnoliopsida; Brassicales; Cleomaceae. The record is from RefSeq and is a predicted model, not a curated record. Bases 282 to 1316 code for a protein of 344 amino acids.